AUGGACAAGGUGCUCAACAAACAGUGCCUAAAGGAACGGUUUGAUAUUAUGCAUGACGCGCGAUUGCCAAUUGUUUUGGCAGACUGGAGAUCUGUUCAUCUACUGGAUUUUUCCAAGGUUCUUGAUUACCAUCAGGCGAUGUUAAAUCUCCACGCAGACUUAAAUGUAUGUGGCAAGGAGAAAACUGACGAUGACAUGAUCGAGAAGACCCUAGAGACUUUCUCAGAAUCUGUGAGUGAAAUAGCUCACCAAUAUCGCCUUGAUUAUGAGGGCAAAAGAAUCAAGAAUUUUACAGAAUUGAUGAACCUUCUCAAGAAGAAGGAACGUCAUAAUGAGAUCAUUCUCAACAAUAACAAUCUAAGACCUGCAGGGACGAAAAGAGUUCCGGAAGCUCAUUAG
Argentina anserina (silverweed cinquefoil) is the source of this 399-nucleotide messenger RNA. RefSeq lists its product as uncharacterized. The record is from RefSeq and is a predicted model, not a curated record. The transcript has a single exon. The coding region runs from base 1 to 399 and encodes 132 amino acids. Lineage: Eukaryota; Viridiplantae; Streptophyta; Magnoliopsida; Rosales; Rosaceae.